UAAUGACAGUACAACUAGAUCUGGCAUCGCUGAAGCCGACGUUUUGCAUUAACUUGGUUGAACCACAAAUUUAUGCUAGUGGCAAAUAUUAAGUUUGUUUAUCAGAGUUGAAGAAAACAGUACAUUAAAUCCUUGUGCGAAAUGUCACAGACAGUUCAAGAAACAACCACGUACUGAUCGGACCCGAAAGAAAAUAUAUUUCGUCACAUUGAAUGGACUCUCUCAAUCUCACGAGAAUGUUAGCGGCUACCGAUCAGACACCGUACAGCAUGGAGUCACCGGAUGGGCUCAAGUACGACACUCCGUUCAUGAAGCGCCAGGAGAGUCUGAUCAACAAUCGGUUUCAGUCGGACGUGACGUUUCUGGUGGGUGAAAAACGCCAACCGAUCUACGCCCACAAGCUGCUGCUGAUCAUCGCUUCGGAGUAUUUCAACGCGAUGUUCAACGGAAACUUCAAGGAAUCCAGCUCGGAUGAGAUCGAGGUACGGGACAUCGAAGCGGACAUUUUCCUGGAGAUCCUGAGGUUCAUCUACUGCGGCAAGGUUCGGCUUACGAUCGAGAAUGUGCUGGAGAUUUAUGUGCACGCACAAAAGUAUAUGUUAAACGAAUUGCGUCGUCGAACGGUCCGGUUCCUGGAGAAACACAUCGACGCGGAUAAUGCACUGAAAAUAUUCGCGCAGAAUCGGCUGUACGAGUUUUCAUUCAUCAACGAAAAAUGCCUAGCCUUGAUUCGGAAGAAUCCGUUGGUUUACUUUCACCACGAAGAUUUCUAUGUCCUGGACCGAAAGUCACUGGAGAUCAUAUUCGCUAGCAAGAAAAUUAACUGCACGGAUGAGCAACUGUUCCAGGCACUGCGUGACUGGAAGAAGAUCAACGAGCAUGAAUACGUCAGCGAACUACAGUCGGUAAUCAGUGCCAAACGAUCGUACAACUGUUCCAAGCUCCGAUUCUUCGGUAACAUGUCAAAGACGGAGCAUACCGAUCUGAAGUUUUCCAUCGAUUACACCCAUAGUUUGGCAUUUUUCGGCAUUGGUGUCUUCAUAAAAUCACCGGAAAGCGUCGUUACUGUUGAGGUAGAGAUAGCGGAAAAUCUGGAAAUCCUCGGCCGACAUCGGUUCGAGUACGAAAACAAAGACUACUCGGCAGUGAACGUGGCUAAUCUGUUUUUCGAGGAACUGACAUUGAGACCGGGCGAUUGGUACACGAUUUCGGUUAAGUUUAGUUCCGAGCUAGACUGCUUUACCAUCACCAACCCACAGAUUUGCCACGAUAAGCUGAAGCUGUUUUUCGAUAGUAACUACAACACAAUCAGGAGCGUAGUAUCCCAUUUCUAUUGUGAUGAGAUUAAAAAGUGAAUUGAUCGGGUGCACCGUUGGACAUGGUAUUGAAAACAAACUGAAAUAUUUUCUUAACUUUUAUUCAAAACUUUUCAUCACAAUCCGAAUAAAGAAAAUAAGCUAUGAAGCUUGGCUUAUUUUCGAACCUUACGUUGAAUCGAUCGUGAAUACACUGCGGCGAACUGAUGCAUUUCGCAGACCUGGAUAAAGAAAUAUGGUAAACAUCAUUUAGUUCUAUCUUAGUAGAAGGAAAAAAUAUAGUCAGUAUAUUGACUGUUGCCGUAUUUUCGAUGGUAUAAUCGCCGGAACCAAUUGCAAUCGAGUUAUCUCGGAUCGGAUUUUCGUAUCCUUUUUUUAAUGUUGCAGUAAUAGAAACUUGUUUGUGCUUCGGUUUAAAGUACACUCCAAUGCCUAACAAAUAUAUAGGUUCUUCCGAAAUUCGAAAA
Molecule: messenger RNA, 1783 nt
Organism: Malaya genurostris
Lineage: Eukaryota; Metazoa; Arthropoda; Insecta; Diptera; Culicidae
Product: BTB/POZ domain-containing protein 6-A-like
Exons: 3
Coding region: 213-1355 (380 amino acids)
Biological process (GO): neurogenesis
Cellular component (GO): cytosol
Molecular function (GO): protein binding
Source: RefSeq, a predicted model, not a curated record